CCAUGGAGCUGACCACCAUCCUCGCUCUUUCUAUCGUCCUCUUCCUCACUGUCUAUAUUCUUCUAUCAUGGUCCAGACUGAACAGAUACAAGUCACUGCCUCCCGGACCUACUCCAGUUCCUCUGCUAGGGACUCCCCAGUACAUGGACUUUAGAGACCCCAAGAUCUAUCUAAAGCUCAGCCAGGAGUACGGCUCAGUAUUCACCAUCUGGAAAAUGUCAGAACCUGUGAUCGUUCUGUGUGGAUUUGAGACAGUGAAAGACGCCCUGAUAAACCAUGCCGAACAGUUCAGUGGGCGACCGAUAAUCCCAGUAAUGGAAGUCUCCACCAAAGGAUAUGAUAUUAAUGGACCGCGAUGGCGCUCCCUUCGCCGAUUCGCUAUGGCAUAUCUUAGGAAAUGGGGAGCGGGGAAGAGGACCUUGGAGAUGAGAGUAUUGGUAGAAACCAAGUAUCUCCUGCAGGCUGUAUCAGAAACUGGAGGGAAACCCUUCAACCUGAGCAUGCUCCUGUCCUGCGCUGUGGGAAACAUCAUCAGUUCCUUGCUGUUUGGGGAGAAGUUUGAUUACCAGGAUGAGAAGCUGCGGGAACUUGUCUCGUGUACAGCCAGAUAUAUUAAAGCGGUCAAAUCUCCACUCAGCACGCUCUGCAAUAUUGUCCCAGUUCUUCUGAAGAUCCCAUAUAUCAGAAAUAAAGCUAUUGAAGACACUACAUACAUCCAGAGGUUUGUGACAAAAUAUAUGGAGCAUCACAAAGGGACCUUUAAUCCGGUGUCACCAAAGGAUUACAUAGACCAUUACCUAAGGAAGAUAAAGGAGGUGGAACAUGAGGUGGAUGCAGAUUUCUGUGACUUCAGUCUACUCGGGACCCUGGUAGGACUUUUAGCAGCGGGAAUUGACACCACAUCUUCCACCCUAAAAUUCAUGCUAAUGCUAAUAGCCCAUUAUCCAGAUGUGCAAGCUAAAGUUCAGCAGGAGAUAGACGAGGUCACCAAGUCCUUGCGUCCUCCAGAGCUCAUGGACAAACCCCAGAUGCCUUAUACAAAUGCUGUUAUCCAUGAAGUACAGAGAGUUCUUGACUUGGCUCCAACUGCACUUUUCCAUGCCACCACUGAAGACGUCAAGUUCAGGGGUUACAGCAUCCCAAAGGGAACAACUGUGAUCCCAUUCCUCACAUCUGUCCUGACAGACCCAUCUCAGUGGGAGACUCCAGAAGAGUUCAACCCCAGGCAUUUCUUGAAUGAGGAGGGCCAGUUCCGCACAAAGUUGGCGUUCAUGGCUUUCUCAGUAGGGAAGCGAGCUUGUCUUGGAGAGAACCUGGCCAGCAUGAAUCUCUUCCUGUUCUUCUCCUCCCUGCUCCAGAAAUUUACCUUCACCCUCCCCCUGGGGACACAAUGUCAGGAUGCUAAACUUCUGAACCUAAACAAGAAUAACAUCAUUAAAUCAAGCAAGAUAUGUGCCGAACCUCGCUCCUUGUCCGCCCGCUGUCCAGCCGCACACCAAGAAAGACAAUGAGAAGAAAUAUUCCAGAACAUGUGACCAAAAAGAUAUAAAAUAAAAAGUGUCACAAUGUUUACAAUCUGAGUAAUAAUCUGGGUGCAAUAUUAGCUUUCCCUUUG
Messenger RNA from Bufo bufo (common toad), 1615 nucleotides. RefSeq names its product cytochrome P450 2C23-like. Gene Ontology annotation, biological process: xenobiotic metabolic process. NCBI's taxonomy places the organism in Eukaryota, Metazoa, Chordata, Amphibia, Anura, Bufonidae. The record is from RefSeq and is a predicted model, not a curated record. Gene Ontology annotation, molecular function: iron ion binding; heme binding; oxidoreductase activity, acting on paired donors, with incorporation or reduction of molecular oxygen, reduced flavin or flavoprotein as one donor, and incorporation of one atom of oxygen. Gene Ontology annotation, cellular component: cytoplasm; intracellular membrane-bounded organelle. Bases 3 to 1511 code for a protein of 502 amino acids. The transcript has 9 exons.